Asterias rubens (European starfish) is the source of this 3956-nucleotide messenger RNA. RefSeq lists its product as uncharacterized. The record is from RefSeq and is a predicted model, not a curated record. Bases 1688 to 2512 code for a protein of 274 amino acids. The transcript has 2 exons. NCBI's taxonomy places the organism in Eukaryota, Metazoa, Echinodermata, Asteroidea, Forcipulatida, Asteriidae.
GAGUCAUGCCACGGUCGUUGCAGAGCAGACGACUCACAGCAACCCACUGUGCAAUUUCCAUCGAUUGUUUUUGCGCCAACCUGUCUACAAAUUAAAUGUUUAGAUGAAAUUAUACGCAACCUUUAGCUCAUCUGGACUUCAGUUUACGCUGAUUCAACGACCUUCACAAUAUAGCGGCACCUAGUCAGAGGGUGUAGUCUUUUCGGAAGAUAGAACACGAUGUGUGAAGCGGGACAAUUUAUUCAGCGAGUACAGAUAUGAAGCCUAACCAACGAAUCAGCCAUUCACACGGGGUACACACAUUAUAUAGCACGACGUUUCACCGUAACCGAAAUUGAGUUACGGAGAAAAUGGAUGCGACCAACAACACCUCGCAGGGAACCAAUUAUCACUGAUUAUGUGCGGCUGCGUAUUAGAGGCUCUUCACUCCUAGCAUACCACCGCAUUAUAUCCGUGGUUAUAUAGUUCGCGAUUAUUCAGUUGCCUGUGGUGGUACACUACUGAUGUUUAUACCCAGGAAUGACAGAGCGUAGCAACAGUCGACAAGACGACUCAAUUUUCAAGAUGGAAUAGAUUGGAAAAUAAUAUUUUCAGCUGCAGUUUUUCUUUUCUUUUUUACCUCCACGGUUUUUAGCAACAGAGUGACAGGUUCACCCAUCUUUCCCGCGUGGUGGUAUAACACUGAGUUAUCGCGACACGUCGCACGAGGCACACCAGGAAUCCUGUGUGGAUUAUUACAGCCGGCAGCCAGCAAUAAAAUACCCGCUGCAUCGUCUUCUGGAACAUGACCGGCCCCCAAAACAGACUCUUAUUUUCACAGCGCACCGCCGAAAAGUGACGGAACAUUUUCAGAAGAAACACUACAACGGAAAUCGAGCGGAGAGAGGAGAGUGUUGGGGGAUAACUCGACCCGUAUUUAAUCAUGGCAGCACACUUUCAGUGGAAAUCUCCCCAGCGUGGUUUUUUAUGUUGUUUUUAUGACAGCCCCAGACGUCUCUAACCUUACACCGAUGAAAACAUCCUCCUGACUCGUCUCCGAUGAUCAUCAAUAUUCCCUUGAUCUCCUAGGAUUUCUCCAGGUUGGAUCAACCUCUCGUGACAGGCUGAUUUUGUUUUACCCCUAAUCUAUGCAAAGCCACUCAGUGGGGGCCAGAGGCGCGAUUGCCUCCCGGACUCCUGUUCCCUUCAUUUCCUACAAUCUCCCCCGAUGCAUUGUCCCAUGCCACACAAUUCUCAAUUCAUCAACGCAUUUAUUUUUACCCGUUCGUGGGAAUUCCCUGCUGAGGGUUAGACACCCCCUGUGAUUCGUGUGUGGAUCAUUCUAACCAGUUCUAACUUUAAGAGUCUAGUCCAUAAACCGAGUCUUAUUUUUCACUCGAGGCCCUGGAGAGAGAGAGAGCAGACGAUCAAGAAACAUUUUUCUCCCGCGUAAUCUAGCCGCCUGCUCGAGCCACUAUGUUGCUCAAAUCUCAUUAAGGACAGUCUUAACAGGUGACUGAACAUAACUGAAACAAUUUCACGGGAAUUCAAAGUGGUAAUUUCGCUCAUCUAUAAGCCCUCCGUAAUGAGUUUAAAAAUAAACCGUGGAAAAAUCUCACGUGCGUGAAAUUGGCAUGCCCGUUUUUCGUUCAUCCGUGGUUUGACAACCUUUCAACACUGUAUUUUGUGAUGCUGUAAGUGGGGCAUUAUGGCGAUGAAAAACAAGCGUCGUAAACAUUUGGUGAAGCAGCAGAUUGGCGUGGUAAUAACCGACUUAGAGAAAGUGAUAUUGGAGCUCAACACUGUCGUUCGGGAGCUAAAAGGGGUGCUGAACCAAAUUGAGCGUGUCUCAUCCUAUCUGGACGAGCCGGCCAAACAAACGGCUGAUAAAGAGACUAAGAAAAGCAAGCGUGUCGUCAAGAAAGCGGUGUGCGUCGCGAAGAGCUGUGACAACGGUGUAGUCUUACCACGAGCCGUUUGUAGCCCUUGUAAAUCCCUCUCGCAUUUUGUGACAGUUCGCAAUGGUUUGAAUGGUACCAAAUGUGCCUUUUCGCCGAAGAAGUGCCGGAACGAUUGCCUGUUCUCAAAUGACGUCAAGUCCGGCUCCCAAUGCAGUGCCGAGAAAGACUUGAGUCUGUACGGCUCCGGGGACGAAGGAAGUCCACGCAUUGGAUGCUCCGGUGAUUCGUGGUGCUCGAGUCCUCGUCAUGACGUCAUCGGCUGGGAUAGGAGGUUUUCCAGCCCGUCGCCAGCACACAGCCUGACCACCAAACUUAGAGAUACCAAAGCCAAGAGCGCAUCCCAGACGUCAUGCAGCGACGACACGCAGUCAGUUGACUUCCAAGCCGACUAUAACCAUGACAUUAACACGUGGACUACGUACGCAAUGGUACACAUAGACGCAUCCAGCGACGCGUGGUCUGCCGACGAAGCAACCCAAGGGGGCGAUGUCCUAUCACCGACUCAUUCCCACCACUCUGGUGACAACAAACGAAUCAUGCACAUCUCACCCCUAGCAGUCGAAUCUGCAUGACACCUGAUAACAACAGCUCAUACCACGAAAUGCAAAUCGGGUGCUGACUUAAUCUAUGUUUACAUUAUUACAGUAGUAAAGACUGAAUAAAGACAUCCAUACAACAAUACAUGUGAAGUUAUCAUUGCUGGUUUAGAAAACGUUGAAAUAGCAACAAAAUGUCAAUUACAAAUGUCUGUACAUAGAACCUUUGUGUAACGUAAAAACGAUGCUAGAAAUGUUAUUGUUUUCACUGCAUAUUAUAUUGUCUUGUUGUUCACACCUAGUGUCUGGAUUCGCGUUUAGCCUGUAAUUUUUGCAAAAAAAGCCUUAUUUUACAUAAACCAAUCAUCGUUGAGCGUGGAUGCUUACUUAUGUGAUUUCAUUUUAAUUAUUUUUAAAUAGUAAUUGUAUCAGGACAUUUAAAUUUGCAUAAAUUCCAUAUAGACUGGUUUCUUUGAGAUUGUCUAUACACACAAACAUACUUAACAAUCUAAUGACUUUGCUUAGUCAAGACAGGUUACCAGCUUAAAUGCUGUACGUGAUGUAUUAUCUUCUAUGUCUGGUUCCCUGCUCAUUGAUUUGCCAUUGUAGUCCUUGCAUACGGACGUUCAUUUAAAUAUUACGGCAAUGUGCUUAGAAAACCUCAACAAUAAUAAAUUAUGAUAAUCGUUAUUUAAAAACACCAACAAAUAGUAAAUGAGUGUACUCAAAUGGACGAUAAUCUAUGUAUAUAUCUACUGAUUCAAAAUGAAUAUUUUAUUGUCUAUAAAUUUCCACGUCAAAUGAAUUUACAUAAUGUAUAUAUACAGAGAAAUGUAUACCGUUGUAUUUAUUUAAAAAUGUGAACAGAGUAUCAAAUGUCUGGAAGACGUGUGUUCAAUCGCUUUAUGCACUGUAUAUAGAUGUUCUAGUCGACUGGAAAGCGAUGUGAGCUUAGUUUAUAUUUAGGUACACUCAAACACCGCCAAAAUAAACUUCAUACUUUUCUUAUUUUGUGCCUCUGAAAAACUCACGACAAAAGUCUCGCAUGAAGUACUGUAUAUCUCGAAUUACACGAGGUUUUAAUUGCUUUAAUGUUGUUCCAAGGUGUUGGCGUGUCACGAGGUGAACGCAUGAAAAGAAAUCACUACGUGGAUUCUAAUUGGUCAAUUAGGCAUAUGACGUACAUGUAGUACUUGCCUUUUAACUUAUACUGUUAAAUCAUUUGCCAUUUUAUUCUGUUUGCCAUUUUAUUCUGUUUGCCAUUUUAUUUUGUUUGUUGUCAACGUGAAGGAAUAUAUUAUUUGAUUUUAACCACAAUCGAGUAAUUUAUUAUGCUUGAAUAUACUAAUCAAUUUAAGGAUUUCGUUCAGAGUUUAUUAUCAUCAAUCAACGUAUACGUCACCGUUAAAGGCACAGGACACGUUUGGCAAUAAUUUGUCAAAGACCAGUAUUCUCAAGUUGUGUAUCCCCACUGCAUAAA